AUGCGAUGCCAAUCUGCCAUGCUAGCAGCACUCCAUCCGUUGCCUUCACUUGCUUCGAGGAAGCAUCAAGUUCCAUUUGAAUACCUUGCCCCAUAUACGAGCCGCCUGAUGCGCGAUGCCAUUGGAAAUGCAUACUCUUUUGACUUUUGCGUUCUGAGGAGAGACGAUGCGGGUAAAGUGUGCAGAGUGACCUGUAGGCGCAGCGGACGCAAGGCGGAAGCCCUAGUUGUGCGGAAGCAUCUCGAAGACCCGCUGCAGUUGGAGACGUUGAAGAAGGAGAUUGAGAUUUGGCUUUCGUUGGACCACCCGUAUAUUGCUAGGUUGCUCGAGGUGUUUGAGGACGAUAGAGCUGUCUACUUGGUGUCCGAGUACUGUCCAGGUGGCUCACUCUAUGAUUUUCUGUCGGCUAUGCAGAAGUGCCCGGAAGAGGUGGCAAAGACUUGGACCCUACAAAUGGUGAGAGCGAUUGGGUUCCUGCAAGGCUGUGGAGUCGUCCAUCGCAACCUCAGACUCGAAAGCUGGCAGCUUACAAACCAAGGCUGCUUCCCCCCCCUAAAGCUUUAUGGCCUUAGCCACUCCACUCGCUGGCACAAAAAGGAAGGCCGUCUCAAUGCUGCUUGCGGCUUACUGGGAUACACGAGCCCAGAUGUUCUACUUGGGCGUUACACCGAUGCCUGCGACAUGUGGUCGUUAGGUGUUAUUGUGUAUCAGCUGUUGUGCGGGCGCCCUCCCUUUGUCGGCACUCAGCGAGAGAAAAUUCGUCAGAUCCUUUCCGGCGAUAUCAACAUGCUGUAUCUAGAGAAGGCAGGCGUAUCCGACGAGGCAAAGUCCUUCGUUACGCAGUUAUUAACAAUCAGUCCCCAGCUUUGCUGGUUCGCUAAUAGCAGCACACUACGACGCGCUGCAGUCCUCAUGUGCGCAUACUGCCUCAACUCUGACCAGUGCGAGCUGGUGGGCUCAGUGUUCGCUGGCGCCUCUCACUCCAGCGCUGGACGCCUCACAGCCGAAGACCUCAAACGGACACUGCAGAGGGAACAGCCAGAGCCUCUUGGAGACGAAGAUGUAGAAGACAUUUUUGAUGCACUUGACGUCAACAAAGAUGGAGAAAUCAUUUUCACGGUGUUCGCUGCUGCAAUGAUCGGCACGUUAGUGGACGCGGAGGACUCAUUAUUGCAGAAGGCCUUUACCAAGCUGGACGCCGAUGGCGACGGACGACUCUCUCUCGAUGACUGCCGCUGGGCAUUCGGUGGAACGCUGUUUGGGCAGAGCCCCGUUACAGCUCUGGAGCAGGAGGAAAAUGAAGAUGGACCUUUGGAUUAUGACCAUUUCGCGGCGUUGGUUCGCGAAAAAGGGAAGCCAGUGCACCGCAGGGUGUAUAAAACACGGUAA
Eimeria acervulina is the source of this 1389-nucleotide messenger RNA. RefSeq names its product CAM kinase, CDPK family, putative. Gene Ontology annotation, molecular function: protein kinase activity; ATP binding; calcium ion binding. The coding region runs from base 1 to 1389 and encodes 462 amino acids. The transcript has 15 exons. Lineage: Eukaryota; Apicomplexa; Conoidasida; Eucoccidiorida; Eimeriidae. Gene Ontology annotation, biological process: protein phosphorylation. The record is from RefSeq and is a predicted model, not a curated record.